Messenger RNA from Xiphophorus couchianus (Monterrey platyfish), 14945 nucleotides. It is a transcript of the gene crebrf, whose product is annotated as creb3 regulatory factor. The transcript is spliced from 10 exons. Gene Ontology annotation, biological process: regulation of transcription by RNA polymerase II; response to unfolded protein. Gene Ontology annotation, cellular component: nucleus. The record is from RefSeq and is a predicted model, not a curated record. The coding region runs from base 1292 to 3424 and encodes 710 amino acids. Gene Ontology annotation, molecular function: RNA polymerase II transcription regulatory region sequence-specific DNA binding; DNA-binding transcription factor activity, RNA polymerase II-specific. Lineage: Eukaryota; Metazoa; Chordata; Actinopteri; Cyprinodontiformes; Poeciliidae.
AGUUACAACAACCCAACUGGAGCAAAGUCAUCUGUCUGAACUGAUUUCAUUGAUUCUUUGCAACUAAACAAAUAUGGAAAAAAUGAACCAAACCUUCUGAUUCUACUCAGAUCUCAUUAUUUUCACAUAAUCAAGAUAAUUCUGCUUUAAAACACAAGAUUGAAACUCUUUGCUGUAUCUUUCAUGCCGCUUUGCAGAUUAACGCUCAGCAAAGGACAUUUUUAUGCUUUCAGUUUAUCGUAGACACCAACACGUUCGAUUUGCAAACAAGAAGUCGUGUUUUUAUGCCCUAAAGAUUUGUGAUUAGUCAGGCUAAAGUUCAUUGCAAAGGCAACAAAUAACAGAAUCUUGAAAGUAACAGAAAUUGACAUUUGAUUUAAUGAAUAAUUUGAACAGCUGAUGUUAAGCAAUGCACUUUUAGUUAAUUAUCUCAGCAAGUCUGUAAAAUUGCUUGAAGUGAAGACUGUUUUAUUAAAUGCACCUUAUUGGCUUUUAUCACAAAGUUUCAGCUCUUCAUCAUGGCCUGUAUGAGCCUGUGAUAUUUUAUUAUAUUCAGAUCUUUCUUUGGAAAAAUUAUCUCUGUAUCAUCACUCGAACUUGGUUUCAUUUUGUUUUGAAGAUUUCUCUUGCUGUUUUUUUCCGUUUUGCUCUUUGGCUGUCUAGCAUCGGGAUUGAUGCAGCUGCUUUGUUGUGUUUAAGCCGUGCGGUUCCUCAUUCUGGAGCUGCCACAAAUGAAACCGGACGCAAACGGACCGGAACACCUUGCACACCAAGAUCCGAUGAUAGUUCCAAUUUGUUAUUUUGGAUGUUUAUCUGGUUCCAGAUAUGUUCUGGUGACUAAGCAGAUAGGUGUGCACAUGCAGAGGCUUCAAGCUUGCAGCGGUUUCUGUGUUUGAUAAGGUGUUGCUUAUACAACUGCAGUCGAACUAAUAGUUUGCACAGCAGUGUUUUCUGCCACUUCCUGUCUCUAUGCAAAGCCUGUACAUGGGGAGAUGGAACUGUCAGGGGUGAGAAGUUUAUUUUUGUCAGCCAACGCUGAGCAAGAGGAAGUGGUGUUUUUCAGUGGCCUCUUAGAGGAGUAGGAUUGACCUGAAACAUACGGAGAAAUACGCCAGAGCACGACAGACAAGACGCUGUCUCCCCUUUCUUCCCAGCCUUGCAGGCUGCGUUCCCCCUGGACUCUGAUCAUCUCCCCUCAGCAGUGUUUUAUUGUGCUGACCAACUCAGACCAGUGGGACUGGACAGGAGACCCAGAGGUUCCUGCCGCUGGAGCUCUAAGCUGUGCCUGGCAAUGCCUCAGCCCAGCGUCAGUGGGAUGGAGCCUCCCUUUGGGGACGCCUUUCAGAACUUCUCGUUUGCUGACCAGGCCCUAACCAGCACUGAGCUGCUGGCCACCAGCUCUGACCCGGAUUUCAUGUAUGAGCUGGACACAGACAUGAGCCACCAGCAGAGUCCCUGCGGGGACAGCGUCGUGGGGGUCGGAGACGGAGGCAAAGAGGUGGAGGGAGGCGUGGAUCAGCUGAUGGGCCUGGGUGAGUGUGAGACGGUCCACAGCAGCUCAGCGUUCGAACAGUGGGACUCGUACUGGGAAGACCUCACCAGAUACACACGGCUGGCCAGCUGUGAUAUCUGGGGAACCAAAGAAGUGGACUUUCUUGGACUGGAUGACUUCUCCAGUCCCUACCAGGAUGAGGAGGUGAUCAGUCGGACCCCGACGCUGGCUCAGCUCAACAGCGAGGACUCACUGCCCGUCUGUGAGGCUCUCUACCCUCCUGUCGACCUGAUGCUUCCUUGCUCCCAGCCCCCAUCUCAGCCGCUCCCCUCUCAAAACAAGAGACUCCAAGGUCUGGGCGUCAGCUCCGUGCGGUCGUCUCCGUGCGCCACAUCCUCUUCCCAAUCCCGUCCUUCCAGAAGUCUUUUCGCAGACUUUCCUGAAAGCUCCCAAAAAGCAACCAGACCUGUUGCUUCCAGCACCGAGACCAUGGCUAAAACCCAGAACCAGCUCGGUCUCGCCCAGGACCACACCCAGGCUCAACCCAAACCUCCGGGUCGAGGGGCUAAGAUGGCCGCUCCGACGUCUCACAGCGCUGACUUUGUUCGGAAAGCUAAAGUUCGCAUCAGUUCUGGACCCAGACCUCAAGGCGAGGCGAUGCCCCAGACAGAUUUUGAGAGGUCAGAUCCGCCGCUGCCUGUCUCCCAGCCUCAAGACGAGAAGCCCUCCACUUCAGCAAGUGCCAUCUCAGUGGGCCAUGCCACCCCGCAAGCCAGCGGCUUGGCUAGCCUGGAGGGCUUUGAGUUGAAGGCGGAGGGGGCGACGCGGCGGGAGGGGCCUGUCAGCAGGUCCGCUGCUGUUCCCCAGCUGGUAGAGGCGAAGCAGACCGUGUGCAGCACGUCCGACGCUGUGGCAGGGGCGUGCGGCGCAGGCGGCGGCGGGGUUUUGGUUGAAGAUCCAGAGCAGAGCAAGGAGGAAGAACACAACUACUCUCUGUUCCUGACCUGCAGCCGAGCUCUGACGCAGCUGGAGGAAGACGAGGAGGAGGAAGACGACGAGGAGCCAGAGGAGGACGAGGGCGAUGGGCUGGACUUGGACGAUGAAGACCACGAUGAAGGUUUCGGCAGUGAGCAUGAGCUCUCUGAGAAUGAGGAGGAAGAGGAAGAGGAGGAGGAUGAAGACUACGAAGCAGACAAGGAUGACGACAUGAGCGACGCCUUCUCUGAGCCAGGCUGUGACAUGGAGCUGAUGGAUGACAUAAAAGGCCUGACAGCUGGAGUCUCCAGCCGGAAAAGAGGGAAGCGCCGCUACUUCUGGGAGUACAGCGAGCAGCUCACCCCCUCCAAGCAGGAGCGGAUGCUGAAGCCCUCUGAGUGGGACAGACACACGCUGCCGAGCAACAUGUACCAGAAGAACGGGCCUCUCCAUGGAAAAUACAUGCUAAAGAAAUCGCGGCGCACAGACGUGGAAGACCUGACGCCCAAUCCUCGCAAGCUGCUGCAGAUCGGCACAGAGCUCCGUAAGCUGAACAAGGUGAUCAGCGACCUCACUCCCGUCAGCGAGCUGCCGCUGACCGCACGGCCGCGCUCUCGCAAGGAGAAGAACAAGCUGGCGUCCAGGGCUUGCCGUUUAAAAAAGAAAGCUCAAUAUGAAGCAAACAAAGUGAAGCUUUGGGGACUCAGUACAGAAUAUGAUCGGCUACUGUUUGUGAUCAACGCCAUCAAGGAGGAGAUAAUGCUGCGAGUGGAGGACUCGUCUCCACGCCCAACCAACAUGACCGAGACUCUGGAGCGGCUCAUCGAGGAAACGCUUGUGCCAUCACCGGUUGCUGGGCAGACUUCAGACUUUGUCAACAAGAUUUUGGAAAACACGGGACGCGGUGACCCAACGGGAGGACUGGUCGGCCUGCGAGUCCCCACCUCCAAAAUGUAGACAAACCCUCCGUCCACUGAGAAGAGUGGACUCCAUAUUACCACCGUGCUGUCCGUUGUAACUAUUCUCCCCUCUGCAUGCCCCUCCAGCUCAGAGUAAACACUCAUCGCCAGUCACUCAAACACACACACCACCUCCCCGUACGUGUGCUUGUCUUUGCCGUGCAGCUGUAAGGCACAAACCCUGGCUUUUCCGUCUCUGCACGCCACGCGCAGCGUCAGUACAUCGCUGUCUCCCCAACCAUGGUGGCCGGCUGUUGGGAGAAGCACGUUGAAAAGCAAGUGAUGGUUUGGUGUGUCUGGAGCAGCACGUUCUUAAAUCCACUGGUGAUUGUUAGAUGAGCGUAACGUCGCCUGCUGCAGGCUUUAGGGACUGAGACUGGAGCUCAAAUGAGCAUAACCACUGGAAGACUUUGUUUGAGGUGGUAAUAAAGACAGAGGAAAUCUUGUUACAUGCCAGAAACAAUCACAGAUUGAUGAAGCAUAAGUUAUCGUUUAUACAAGGAGCUUUAUCCCAAAAAGCAAAAAAAGAGAAAAAAAACAACAACAAAAGAAGUUCCAGGAUGUUAAAUUGACCCCUUCACUGAAGCACUUUUAUAAAAAUGGCUCUGGUAGCCCAGAAAGCUGCAGGGGAGAAAAAAGCAGGGUGGCAGGAAAUAUUUAGUACUGAAGGCCUAAAUAAAUUUACGCCAUCCCCUGUUUGCCAAUCAACUCUACUGCUUGCAAAAACAGGUUUAGUAUAUUAGCGCAAGAUAUGAAACAGAAAAAAAAAUGCAGUAGAAGAUUCAAGCGAUCACACAUCCUGCUGGUUUCGACAUGUAACCUUAAUCAACAGGAAGUGGUUCACAACCUGAAUUGGAAAUGCAUGUAGCAUGGUGCUUUUUUGGGGCUUUCUGGUGGUUAUAACUGGACUGGGAAACGAUGAUGAGGAUGGUGAUAAAGAUGACAUAAACAGCAAUCCAUCUCCUCCAGGAAACUGUAUAUAGAAGUGUCUCCCAGGCAUCAGCUCCUCCCUUUUUUGUACAGUAAAGUUGACAUGGCAGCGUGGUGGUGACAGUUUGAUGUGUUCAUACUAGUGUUUGAUCAGAGUUCUAUUCAUUGUGCCUUGUAUAUGUAUGUGUGUGUCUCUUUAAGUCUGAAUGAGUGUGUGUUAGAGACGGACUCGAGCUCCAGCUUUGGAGAGAAGGUUGUUAGGGAACGAAAGGAUGGACACAAGUUGUUUAAAGAUAUUCUGAAUGUACAUAAACAAAUGGAAGCUCUUGUUGCGUGAUGCCACAGAGUCUGUGUAUAUAGGAGGGCUCUGCAAUAGAUUCCUUUCGGUUUUUGGUACUCUUGUCUUUAGGGUCCUGGGAGGGGCGGGAUGGGGCGGGUUAACAGAUAUUUUUCCUUUAGGGUUACAACAAAUAUUUGCACACUAUAUUUUGAUUGUUUUUGUACCAAAGACACAUGCAACGAAAAUGGCGACCAGCCAGUUAAAGUAAGGUUUUGCACAGCUUACCUGACGCCGUAUUGAAUGUAAGAAAUGUGGGAGGGUCAGGGAACUUCAUAGAACUGUGAAAUUAGUUUGGGUCCAAUUCUGUACAGAAAAGGAACAUUAAUUUGUGUCCCUUGCAACGUGGGCUUUUUCCUGUAGAUUUGUUGCUUAGGAACCACUUCAUUCCUGAACUGAUUCCUCCCUGCACAUGCUAAGUGUGUUAAUGGCGCUAGUUAGAAAACAAAAACAAACAAAAAAAAACAAGCGCUCACCUAGUAGAUAAGCUAAGUUACUUUUUUUUUUUUUUUUUGCUUGUCAAGAUGUUCCCUGAAAUAACCAAAAUAUUCCUGUGUCACUUGUUUGAUUUCUGUAUGUAGUCAAGGUCUAGUUCACAAGCAGAAUAUUAUCUGAGUUGUGCUUUAAAGUACUGUAUAUAGAAGCAUUAAUGCUACAUCUAUGAGUUAUGAAAUGCUACUUUUCAUGAUUUGUUUUCAAGCAUGUCACAUUUCUGCAUUUAAAAAGCUAGAGAAAAAAUAAACAAAAAACAGUAUAUUUUUGUAUUUAAGCUGCUUCUUAGACUUGCUUUCUGGUUUUUAGGUAUUCAUAGGUCAGAGAAUUAGUUAUGGAGAAAAAGAAGAGACAGGCUGAUCGAAUAAUCUUCUUUACUGACUGUGUAAAAGAGAACAAGGACUGGAUAAUUUCAGACACAAUGUGGCAUAACGUCACUGUCAUUAGAGCGGUCUGCAGGAAGAUGGAGGACAGGCUGUAUUUGUCUUGUGGCUCAAAAUGAUGCUUCACACUGACCUGGAAUCAGCAGCUUUUACAUUUUAGUAGAGAUGCACCAAUAAAAGAUUUGUGACUGAUUUUCACCCAAACCUCUACCUGCUGAUAUGGAUUUCUGAUUAGCAGCAUUCAAAACAUUUUUUGGCCUUAUAAGAGUAAUAAUCUUACACUGUGUGUGAGAAAGGAGUCACUAUUUUAGAACAAAGACAAAAUGAUGACGAGAUUGACAUUUUCCACCUGUAUAAUAACAGUUACCACUGCUAAAUUUGAGCAGCAGUCUUUGUGUCUUUCCGCUAGAACAUCUGGAUCUUUACUUUAUCUCUGAUAUAUUCCAAACAUUUCCAAAUCCAACAUGUUUCAUGAUAGAGAAGUUGGAAGCUCACAAAGAGUGAAACUUUGCAGUACUCCAAAGAGCCUUCCUGGUAUCUACUAAAAUGUGCUCUAUGCUAAUUUUGUCACUUCAAUGAGACACAAAACUCCCGAAAAUGCAACAUGACAACGCCUAACUCUCUGAAUGAACAGCCAACAUUCCUCUGUAGAAAAUACUUUGUUCUUUAACAGCUCAGUCAUUCGAAAAUAGACAACUUUGAGUCUUCUUCACUCAGUAAGAACUUCCCCACUGAUGAGUGUUGUGGUUAGCAGAACGUCGUUCUUAGUUAUGGUGCAUUCACUGACAGGAAUAAAAAGUGUGUUUUCCACACGCUAAGCUCAGUCAGUUUAAAAAUCAGGCAAUUCUGUUUUUUUUGUGCUUCUAAACUUUAGUUUCAGAAUCAAUCAUUAAAUUACGAGACGUUUGCAUUCCUGGGAUUGUUACCUUUCGAGCUGCAUUGUUGACCUGUAUGCCUCGCCUUCAUUCUUCAAGCCUUACUGCAUCAAAAUUAGCUACUUACCGGUACAUAUUUCUCUGUUUAUGUCAUACCAUGUGUUCUCAAUUGUGUAAAUAUUUCAAAAUUUUAUUUCCACCUGUUUCACCUAAGAACUAAUUCUCCUCAAAUUAACCAUAAUCAAAUUUUAGGACUUAAAAUAAAUUCAUGAAUGAGUUUUUUUGAUUCCAGGGCAGUGUGAAGAUCAAAAGUUAUUUCCAGAGCGUUUUCUAAUGACUGUGAGCGUUCCUCUCUGUGUAUUUCAUGAUUGGGUAAUAGCUAAUUUCCUUUUCUGUCUAAAAAGGGAGAAAUGGUGCUUCUUUUCUGAAACUAGAAUGAUAAGUUUCCAAUAUUCACAUUUGACUUGUUUGACUAGUUGUAGCCUAAAGACUUGCUCUCCCCUUUCCGUCCAUAGUUAUUUUCUUAGUAGUUAUAUAUUUUGUAAAUAAACUAUGAGUUAAUAUGUAUCUUCUAAAUGUUAGUUAUAUGUGUAGAUUAUAUGUUUAAAAAGACAACAGCACUUUGUCCAAAAAAAUGAAAAAACAAAAAGAAAUAUUUUUUUUCUUCCAUUUGCUGCUAAACGGCCUCGUGUGAAUGCUGCAAGUGUACUUGAUGACUACUUGCUCAGAUAAGUCUAUUACCUGACAUGGCUAGGUCUCUGAACUAGCAAGUAAUAUACGCGUGUGGCCUGACGGGGGUUAGAUCUACAAAGUUUCUUGAGCCAUGAAAUGAUAUGAGGUGUUCAGAGAGAGGAAGAGAGUAUCAUUGCUUGGCUUUCGGGAAGUGCAGUGUCUUGACAGGAUCGGUCUAUUUCCUGGUCAGGGUGUUAUGGUAUGUUUGUGGUCUUAAACAAAACAAAAUGAAAAAAAAAGAGGGUUUUGAUUCCAGGGCCCCUACGUUUGAUUCUGAUGCUGACCCCCUUGGCGUCAUGAUUCAUUUGCCUUCAGUAGAGGUUUCCUAUGGAAAAUCUGAUUCUGCUUUGGCUUCCUCUUCAGGGCGAUGUACAGUGUAGACACAUUUCUUCAGAGAGCUAUAUUGUUAUCAUUUGUAAACUGAUUUCUACUUGUGACUUAAAGAGGAGGGGGUUUAGCCUUGGGCGGCCGGGAAGAGCUCGCUCCAAAGCUGGUUUUCCGGGCCGCCUUAGGGGAUAUUACUAUAUCACUGUACUGUAUGGCAAGCCAAUUACAAGUGGAGACUCAAUCCGGACACUUAUUGCCUUCUGAAAUAACUUCACACAAACAAAAAUAACAACAUGGCAGACAUGUUUGUAGCUAAAGGGACAUGCCUGGGGUUUAUAACAUUGUUCUGCCAGUCUGGUAAACAACAGCAACAAAACCAUUCAGCCUGAUUGGCUCAAAACAACCCUGACUGAAGUAGCAGACGUGGCGAUCCAUAACUGAAAAUUGACUUCAGAAGUCUGAACACAGUAUUCAAAGCCUUUUCUCAGCUAUGAUCUGAUGCCAGGUCUGUCAGGGGGUCAACAGUGGUUACAGGGCCGCUGGUUGACGGCCGGCUGACAUUAGAGGCGCGCAUGUUUUGCUGUCGAUCACGAGGCUGUAGUUUUAAGAGAGUCCUCACAGGUUUUUACAUUUAACAUGAUAGGCGCAAGCUGUGCAACUUUACAUUCGAACCAAGAGACUCUGUGGCAUUUUAAUAGUCAAGGAAAUGAGUGAGAAUCCACGCCAGUAAAACUAUUCCUUAUUCUUUUUAGUUUAAAAAAAAAAAACCUAUACCGUAACUAUUAAGCUAAUAGAGUGUGUAACUUUGUGCUACUCUUGUUCAAUAAAAGCUACGUGGAUACCAUAAAGCUCUUCUUCAGCAAAUCAGGGUAAUACUGUUCUUCUAUCUGACAUGUGAUGACGUAUAAAAUCGCAAGAAAAAUAUAUUUAUGUAUUCCAGUUAUUGUCGCCAUUCUUUACUCUGUACAAAAAAUAUAUUGUCUGUCUGUGUGUUCUGAAUUAUCAAUGUCAAUCACUAUGGUGCAAUGCUCUGUACACAAAGUCAAAACAAAGGCCAACAGACUUUGACACAAAAAUUUAAAACAAACAAAAAUUUUUUUUUGAAUCUGCAACAUGUUCCCUUCAUGAAGGAUUUGACUCUGAUGUCCAACUGGGGUUUGUCACAUGGUGCUGAUAAUGUUUGGUCAUCCAAGAAGUGCUGCCCCCCCACUCCAAUUGUUUCCAUUAGUUUUAAGUUUCUGUAAACGGUGAGAUUUUGCUGUUGGACCAGUAAGAAGAAGAUUCCCAUGGGUUCUUUCUCUGAACAGCAGGAGUUGGGAGUUUCUGUUAUUGACUUGUGGUAUAAAUGUUGCUCAGCAUAGCAUGACUUCUUUUGUAAAAGCCAGUUUAUUGGGCUUGACAAAACUAGCCAUAAUGAAAUUUAAAAAAUAAUAUAUAUUAUUUCAGUGAUACACAUUAUCAGAUCAUAUAAUAUAAUUUCAGAGAAGUUUCCAUCAGUUUCACAGUAUAAACUGAUUGAUUGUUCAGUUAAAUUAUUAAUAGCAUUCUAGAUGAAGGACUAGAUUUCAUACAAAUCCUUUGACGGUACGGUUUUAUCGGUUUGCUAAUUUAUAUUAAUACUUUGGACUUGAUAGUUAUAGUAAAUAUAGUAUAAUGGAAUUUUUUCACAAGCUAGAUAAACACAUGGAUUGGAGAUAACUUUUUAAAAUACGUAAUUUGAUAUCCUGUGUUUGUAGGAAUCUCUUAAAGUUUCUUAAUCCAUUACUGCUGAUUCCAGGUGGUUAAAGGAUAGCAUAAGUUGGAAAUAAUGGGGAUAAAAUACUAAGUCUUAGCACCAAAUUAUCUAAACAAAACAAAACAAACAGACAAAAAACAAUCUAAAAAUAAACUUCGGAUUCAUUGAAACUUUGUAUUUUAAAACAAUUUAAAGAUUAUGUCUUACACAACCUGGCAACAUGCUAGCUUGUUAGCACUGAGUUUAGAUUCAUGCUAGCUUAAACUAUGCCAACAAAUGUCAUCUGAUAAAAACAUUGUUUUUAGUUCUGCUGUUUCAUUUAAUAAAAUCCUAAUAGUCUUUAAAGUAAUGAUUAAAAAAACUCUGAAUUUUGGAUUUGUAGUGAUUUUGUCCUUUUGAAAUGGGAAGAUUUGAAUUUUAAUAUGUUGCAAAGCUAUGUAAACCUUGCCCAACCUCAAAAUUCAGAAGCUUCACAUGUACCUGUAUUAAAGUGAAUUGAAGUGUAUUUUAUAUACUUAUGAAUUAUAUAAUUUAUCUAUUUUAUAAGACACACAGCACGAUGAACAUUUAUUAUAAUAGCUUACAACAAUUAGAUUUUGUAGUUUUGACAUUAGCAUAAAGGAAAGAAAAAAUGGUGGUUAAUGAAAGUUGUUUGAAAAACAUACUAAACUUGGCAACCACCUCACUUGCUAUAUUGUUGAUUUCUUUGCAUCUUGCUAUCGUUAUAAAGUUACUGCACUUAAGAUACUUUUAAAAUUAGAAAUAUUGAAUUUUAAAUCUACAGCUGCAUUAGAUUAUAUUUAGCUCUUUUAAAGCUAUUGAAAGUUUCUUUAAUCUAUUUUGCUUGUGUUAAUUAAUAAGAUAUAUUACGGCAUCAGCAUUUUUUUCAUCCAACAACUUACUACCUUGUUAACUGGGGUAAUAUCUUCAAGCUUAUAAGAAGGUAAAAAUGACAGCUAAUGUCUGAAAAACUGUAAUAAAUGAUUCAUUUAAUAAAAUAGUUUGUUUGUUUACAACUUGCAUCAGUGACAAAAAGUAUUUAUAUUAUUUUAAUAGUAAAAAUAAGGAAAUAAAGUUGAGUGUAACAUUUGAUGAAUUGCCAAGUCACAUAAAUCUUUCCAAAAUUCUCAGUUCUCUCAUGCAAUGAUAUACAUAUUUAUUUAAAAAACUUAAUAGGAACGCUUUUACUAGCAUUAGUAUUUUAUUCCAACAUAUAAUGCAAUUAUCGUUUUUUAUUGUAGCUAGGAACAACUUACUCUACUGAUCCCAGCUUGUGCUGUCCUUAUGUUUUAAGUCUGAAGGAAGGCAGCAAAGAACUUUUAAUUAAAAUAAUUCCAGAAAAGCUGUUUGCAAAAGCAGUUUCAAUUGAUAGUCAGUGUUGUUUUUACAGCUUGUUGUAGUGUUUUCUCUUUUUAUUCCUUAACUUUCCAUUGUUAAGGCAAAAUUUGUGUUUUUUUUCCUGGAAACUUCUUAGUGUAGAAUCGAUAAAGUAAGUAUUCUUCAAAAUGUUUAUAUAAUGGGUUCUUUUGACUCCCAUCUGUUGGCUGUAUUGUCAUGACCCAAAAGUCUGGCUUCCAGUUCUGUUUGUAUCAUUUCACAUAUAUUCUGUUUUGUUUAAACUUACAACCCUAUUUUUGUAAAACUGCCUCACAUUUUGAGGUUGUGUCACUUAUGUUCCCUUUCGUUCGUCCCAAAAUGAGAAGCAGCAAGGCUUGUGUGUUUGCAGGGUAACUUCUUGCAUUAAGCUGAGAGAAUUUGGUGCAUUUUAAUUCCCUUGCAGAAUGGGGAAAUGAUUUGGACAUAAGAAAUUGAUUUCAUUGUCACAAAGUUGUUGCAUGGCUUUUUGGGGCUCUCUGUACUCUCAGUGAUUUGAUUUUGUACUUGCUGCUAUUGAAUGAGCACAAAGAGGCUUGAGGAUGUUUAUGACAGAUUUCCAGUAUAUUUACCCUACAUACUCCUCCUUGGUUUUUUUUUUUUCUUUUUCUUAGAUAUUUUUCCUGUGAUAGUUAAAAGACCAAAAGCAUUACUCAUCUUGCCCUUGGUUUUUACACUUACAGAAAAAAGACAAUAUUUUGAAUUAUGAUGCCUGCUGAACCAGGUGCCUUAAUCAAAUAUACAAAAACACAAAUCUGCACCUUCUGUCAGUCUGGAGGGGAUUUCCCCACAGAAACAAUGGACUGGGUUUUCCAAAACUUAAGCUUGAAACACAAAAAUAAACUGAAAACCUUGCUCUAUCUAACAUCCACACAUUUUACAGUGUAAUCAACCGUUAGCAGCAGAUUUAAACAAGUUCUCUUUCCCAGAUGUUGCAUUACUUUCCAACGGUAUUUCCCUUUAGUAUUAUAGUGGAACCCGAUGUUGUUUUGGGAAACCCGGUUCUAUUUUUUGAAACUCUUUCUCUGCCCACUACGCCACAAUAUCGUACGUUGUAUUGGCUGCUGCUGCUAUCACCGCUGGUGUGUUUGUGUAGAGAAGAGCAAACUUCCACUGUGUCAGUGACAGAGGGAGACUCGGGGCCUGCUUUUUACCUGGUCAAUAUCAAUGCAUUCUUCUUCUUCUGAGGUUUUGACAUGGUGCACUGGGUUGCUGCCUCUUGAGACCUUUAUGUGACAGUAAAAAAAAAAAGAAAUAAAACCAAUAAAAAAAGAACACUUUCCAUUUUUUAACUUUGCUAUAAUGAAGUGCCAGACCCCUCCGUGAAGUCAGUGUUGGCACUGAGUCGCAGGUUGCGGAUGAAGCGACAAACUGAGCAUGGGGGUAAACUGUGGUGCUAUACUCUGUCCCUGGCUGGGUGCUACAGUAACAUGGCUGUGUUGAAUUUUAGCCAUAUUAUUCCUUCUGUUGAUGACUCCGGUCAGUCUGGUGUUUCUGACUGCUGUACGCUGACAUAGCGAGGUAUAACUCCUCCGCUGCUGCUUUGCUGAUGAAUGUAGACUCGUCUUCCUCAGCAGGAUCACACAGACAGAUGAAAGAGUGUCUGGAGAUUUUAUUUCUUUCUUGUUUGUAUUUGUUUGGAAGCUCAAAGGGAGACUCUGGUCAUUAUGAUAGAGAAAGAUCUCGAAUGUUAUAUUUUUAUGUGGCUACUCUUGCUCAUAUGUUUAAACCUUCCUAUCGUUAAUGUUAUAGUUUGAUAUUUAUGCUAACUCUGUCAAAUGUUUAUAUUGUUUUAAAUUAUAUUUUAUAUUUUCCCCUACUCCUAGUGUUUAUAAUAUGUGAUAUUUAUUUGUGAAGGCCUGUAAUUUAAAAUGCAAUGAGACAAAUAUGAUUAAAUUGAGAUUUUAAAGUAUUUCCACUGAGGAUAGAAAGUCAGACACAUGUCUUGAGAUUCACAGGUGCAAAUCACAAUGAAACCACAAUGACUUCUCAAACUUAAUCUCUCAUUUCUGGGAAAAUAGUGGCAAAAGUUCAAUAAAUCAGCAAUCGAUUAGGCAUUUUCCAAUCUGCACCAAUUCUUUUUUUUUCUAUUUUGAUAACCUCUGCUAUAACACAGAGCAUAUUUUCUGGUAAAGAUAAUCACAUUUAUGCUUUAGACGAUAUUUUUAUGUUUUUAUACCAAACUCUUCCAAAAGUGCAUCUGUGGUUGAUGUGUAUUUUAGACCAAAAUCUGCUGCAUUCAGCUUUUUAAUGCUUUAAUGAAUAGAAAAUAUCUAAAGAUUCAGAAGUUGACCUGCCAGUCAUGGGAAAGUUGAUAGCUUCCUAUCUAUAAUCAAUUAGGAUUUGUUCUUUAAUGUAGUAGACCCGUUCUUAUUUCACAAAGCUGAAAAAUAACCAUUCUAAAAACUCAAUUUCAACAAGUGCACAAAGUAAAAUGCAAAAAUGUGUAAAAAAAAAAAAAAAAAGUAUUUUAGAAAAUAAUAUUCAACUAAAGCUGGGUUUUGAUUAUUUUUAUGAUUAUUUAUUUCUACUAUUGACAUUUUUAACUACUGAGUUGAAUAAAUGGAGAUGCUAUAGUUAAGUCCAUGACUAUAAAAUAGUUUUUCCACAUACUGAUUAUGUAAGGGACAAAUUGCAAACAGCCUAAACAAAUAAGUAAAUCUUUAACCUUGAAUAACUCAUUUGUAAUCUCUUUUACAGAUCAAAGUGAAAAUAUGCAAACAACAAUCAAUUUGAUUGAUGCUUAUUAUUAAGACUCAUAUUGAGAUCCCAAUCACUAUUUUCUAAUCAGAGUAUUCAAUUCCUCAAACAAGAUUUCCAUGCAAACUACCAUUGUGAGGAUAUUUUUUAUUUCUUUGCACUUUCGAAGGACUUGAAUGACUGAAAUAAAUCAAUUCAAGUUAGAGUUAAAUAGCUUUAAUAUAUAAAGAAGCACCUUUUGACCCUCAGUUUAAACUUAGUGAUAUACCAAUGUACUUUAUUUACAAAUAAUAUGCAAGUUUCCCUGAAUAAUAUUUAAUUGAGUGGUGAGAAAUUUCUGCCUGUGAAACUCAUUAAUUGUUGUUAAAGGUUCGAUGUGGUUCAAAGCUAAACCAACUUUUAGCGCUCACCUUAGAAGAUGGCUCAUUUGCCAUUAAUAGAACUUCAGUGGAAAUGUUGAGAUUUUUACCACGUUCCCUGUUGUUGUUUUUGUUUUGUUUAAAUUAUUUCUUAAGCUCUAUUUACUUUCUUUUUAAGAAGGGCUUGGUUUGCAGUGUCUUGUCUCGUAGCCCUGGAGAUUAGGACGGGGCCACUUAAGGCUGGUGGGCAGAGACCCCUCACCUUCCCCUGUAGUGAAUAAAUACAGGAGGGGUUCAUCUCCUCUUCUGCAGACUGAUUUAACUAAAGCAAAAAACUACCCAUCUUUGACAAUAAAAGCAAAACUAUCUACAUUUACACUCGUCAAUCUUACAAACCAACACUGCAGUGAUUUACAUCUCCUUCCAGACUUGCCAAAACACACGAGAGAUCUUCAACAAAAAGAAAAAAUGCUUCUCUUAAAGUAAAGCAUCUGUUCUGUUUAUUUUUCUUCUGUUUCUAAGAAUAAGAGCAGACAGUACGUCAAUUUUUAGUAGGAAAUCCAUACAAGCCCAAACAUUUGGAGAGGAUGUGGAAGGUAUCGGCCAUCCUGAGCUCCACAUGCCAUUGUUAUGAUGCUUCUGGUCUUGUAUGGUAACUUAUUCUACUAGAUCAACCGCAUGGGAUCUUUCUGUAGUUAGUCCUGUGUGUGUUCCUCUCCCCAGUUUCAGUAGGAAGGCUGUACUUCAUUGCUAAGUGCUCUGUAAUAGAUCUCUUGGUGAUUCUAAUUUGGUAAAGAAGCAAAACCUGCAGAACGUGUAUCCUGCUGAAACUAACUUGAUCCUCUCUUUAGCAAUGACGUCUAUUUGUAGUUCACAUAUAUGCCUGUUUAAAUACAAUAUCUUGACAUGUGUUAUAUUUAUGUUAUAUAAUAAAUGUUGUGCUGGGUUUAUACUUUUGGUUUAACUUCUUUCUUUUACAUUGUAUUUUUUGGAGGCACAGUUGCACAGGCAUGGAAAUGUAAGACUUUUUUUUUCUCGGUUUGUACUGUAAUGGCCCAUUCUGUUUCAGCUUUUGACAGUUUUUGUCGGACACCUGCCCUGAAUCUCUGUUGUGUUCUUGUGCCUCUUUAUUUUUUCUAACUUUGUGUUAAAUCAUUCUUUCUUUUCUGUCAUGUAUCAGCCGGGUGUUGGUACUGCAGCUCUGCUUGUAACCACAUUAGUCUGAUUAUGUUUAUUGAUUUUAAUAUCAAAACAAUAAAAACCAUUAGCACCCCA